AUGGAUCAAUCCGUCAUUAUCCAGUCCAAGGUCGAGAGUGGCCGCCGUGACAGCUUUGGAUCACAGAACUCCCAGACUGCCAAAGAAUUCAUUGAGGACCAGAUUCGACUUGAGGCGGAUGCACGCGAGGCCCUUCCUUAUUCUUUCGAUUCCUGCACUUAUGCUCUUGGCCCAUUGCGCCAGACUCUUUUUGCCUGCUUAACCUGCAAUCCUCCUCCCGAGAAUGAUAAUGAGGAGCAUAAGACUGCUGCAGUCUGUUAUUCUUGCUCCAUCGCCUGUCAUGGUGAACAUACUCUCGUGGAGCUAUUUAACAAGCGCAACUUUGUUUGUGACUGUGGAACUACUCGCAUGCCCACUACAUCACCCUGCACGCUGCGUGAAGAUCCCAAGACUGGUCACAAGGGUGUUCACUCUCAGGAAGCCGCCAAGGACAAUAAAUACAACCAAAACUUCCAGAAUCGAUUCUGCGGUUGCGCCGAAAAAUACGAUCCUACCCAGGAGAAGGGUAUCAUGUUUCAAUGCAUGGGCCUUGGAUCUGUCGAAUCUGGCGGUUGUGGUGAGGACUGGUGGCACCCAGAGUGUCUUAUUGGCCUUCCAAGAGACUGGCACAAGAACCUAGACGCUGAGACGAAAACAGCCAUCUUUGGCGGUGGUGAUGCUACCGGUGACGAUAAUGAGGAUGACGAAACUCCUCUUCCUCCUGGUUUCCCCGCUGAGGAUGAUUUCGAGCAUCUCUUAUGUUUCAAGUGCAUUAACUCGAACCCAUGGCUGAAGCGCUAUGCCGGAAGCAACGGAUUUCUACCACCUGUCUACCAGCAGGGUGGUUUGAAGCUUUCAGCUGUCAAGCCAGAGGAACCAGAAAACUCAAAGAAGCGCAAGGCAGAGGAUGAUGGCGAGUCAUCUGUCGAGGAACGAACUGCCAAGCGCACCAAAGAAGAAUCACCCAAGGAAGAUUCCGCAUCCUCGAAUCUCGCAUCUAUUCCUGAAGAGCAACCUACCACAAAGCAAAAGCCUGAAGAGACCAAACCCAAGACUGAACCUGAGUCCGAAUCCACCCUCCAACCAAAGCACACUUUCCUUCCAACAUCCUCUCCAUCAGAAUCAUUCUCCCUUUUCCUCCAAGAGAACUUCCUCGACAACUUCUGCCGCUGCGCAGAAUGCUACCCCAACCUAGUGCCCCACCCACAACUCCGCGAAGAAGAACAAACGUACGAGCCACCUCUCUCCGAUGAUGGAGACGGCCGUCCAGGUAGCGCUGGUACAGGCAGUAUCCUUGAGCUAGGCGAGGCGGCCCUCAGCAAUGUUGAUCGAGUCAAGGCUAUUGAAGGUGCCAUGAUCUACAACCACCUUCGCGACAAGGUGAAGGAUUUCCUGCGCCCUUUUGCCGAGUCUGGGACUGCUGUUAGUGCUGAUGACGUGAAGGGGUACUUUGAGAGAUUGCGUGGUGAUGAAAAUGGAAUCAAGGAAGCAGCUAGCCGGGCUGAGGCCCAGGGUAAUGGUGAUUCUGAGGAGGAUAAUCGACGCGAGCAGAAUGGUUAG
Messenger RNA from Penicillium malachiteum, 1539 nucleotides. RefSeq names its product putative metaphase-anaphase transition protein (Mlo2). The coding region runs from base 1 to 1539 and encodes 512 amino acids. NCBI's taxonomy places the organism in Eukaryota, Fungi, Ascomycota, Eurotiomycetes, Eurotiales, Aspergillaceae. Gene Ontology annotation, molecular function: ubiquitin protein ligase activity; zinc ion binding. The transcript is spliced from 3 exons. Gene Ontology annotation, cellular component: cytoplasm. The record is from RefSeq and is a predicted model, not a curated record.